This is a messenger RNA of Apus apus (common swift), 1066 nucleotides long. RefSeq names its product translation initiation factor IF-2-like. The record is from RefSeq and is a predicted model, not a curated record. The transcript is spliced from 2 exons. Lineage: Eukaryota; Metazoa; Chordata; Aves; Apodiformes; Apodidae. Bases 413 to 1048 code for a protein of 211 amino acids.
CCGGCCGCCCUGGGGGUGCGGCUGCACCGGGCCGGUAGGCUGAGCCGGACGGCUGUCGGCGACAUGCACAGCGGCUGGUGACAGCGUCUUCCAAGAAGUUGGGGACAGAAGGUACCGAGAAAAUUGCUCGCUCUCGCUCUGUCCUGACGGCUGGGAUGCACUGCCAGACCCACGCCGAGAGCCCGCCCGGAGACCGGGGACACCUUAUCCCUCUGGGGCCACCUCCGAGGACCACCGGGGACGCGGGGAAAAGACCGGCCAGGGGAACGUGUCCGGGAAAGGGAAGUAUUGACUGAGCAGGAACAACUUCUGCCCUCUCGCCCCGAGGAAACCUCGGCGAGCGGCGAGCCCCCCGCGGCGCGCUCCGCCUGACUCCAGCGGCGGUCACUUGCCUUGGCAGAUCCGGGAGCGGAUGGCUCCGGCUCUCCGGUGCUUCAUUGCAGAUGGAGGGGGAGAGAGGAGUCCACCGGGACCCCGGGCAGCUCCGGCCGCCGGCGGUAGGAUGCUGCGGGGCCCAGCCCAGGCUCGCCCCGGCCGCCCCACGCCCCCGGCGCUGCCCGCACCCACCUCGAAGAAGCCGACUCUGCCGCCCAUCCUGCGGGUUGUCACCAGGUUGCCACCGGGCUGUCACCGGGCUGUCACCGCGCCGCCUCCAGCCGCCGCGGCACCUUCCCCGGGCCCCCGCGCUGCGGCCAAUCGGGCGGCGCCCGCCCCCGCGGGGGGAGCUCCCGGCGGCAGCGCCGGGCAGGGGGAGGCGGUGCCGGGACCCCCGCCCCGCCCCGGGCCGGGCAGCUGCGGAAACAGCCCCGUACGAGGCCACCGGUGGUGCCCUCGCAGCCCCCAGCAGUGCGGGGACCGCCGGGACCUCGCACCAGCCAAGUUCUGCCACUCCCGAUGUUCAGAAACUGGGAGAGAAGAGUCAUAUUCCCUGACCACCUGGAGUGACGAUUCAGUGGCAUUUCAUUCAGAAGGGGGUGAUUUGACCAACGACAGAACUCCGCUGAGAUCCCCUCUGCUCUGCUCUGUUCCGGCUGCUACUGAGAAUUAAAUGCAUGACAUAAAAGCA